This is a messenger RNA of Symbiodinium sp. CCMP2456, 2485 nucleotides long. The record is from the annotation of a GenBank genome assembly. Lineage: Eukaryota; Dinophyceae; Suessiales; Symbiodiniaceae.
AUGGGAGCUUGCCGUGGCUAUGUUUGUAUUGCCAUUUGGACCCUGGGCUGCUUGGCUGCAACCGACGAGUUCAGCGAGACCUGCAAUAAGCCGGCCGAGUGUUCCUCAGAUGGGCAACCCGAGUUUCAGCCGCAGUUCUGUGCUCGGCCACGCCCGAUCUAUCGGAGUGAGUUUUCGUGGGAACUGAACCUGACACUGCAGCAUUGCGCAGACAUCUGUCGUCACACAAUUGGUUGCGUGUACUUCGGCCUCGAUGGUCCUAUCUGCGACACCUUCUCAAGCUGCAACAGCGAAUGGCCGGAAGCAGCCGGCUUGGCUGCAAACCUGUAUCAGAUACCCGAAGAUCCUGCUCGCUGCGAUUGGACGUCGAGGCACCUCCGCGGGCAAGCGAGCCGUGCUGUCCGUGCGGCGAUGACUCGAGGUGGAGAGCUGCAGCAAAAUCUCGUGGAAGCUGCAUUGCAUCACGUGAACUCGCCAGCCUUCGCCACCUGCCCCGUGGCUGGCGCAGCAAUUCGCAUCCUGCAUAUGUGGGCGGCGGCAUCUUAUCAUCACGGCUGGAGGCCGCGCCUGGCCUUUGCAACUGAAGCCCAGGAGUUGCCGUUUAGCGCCGAGCUCGCCCUCGUACUCGACGCUUCCUGGGCCCAGCUUCUACGCAGUCCAUGGGUAAAGGCUCUUUUCCUGGGCCUCGCCCAAACUGCGGACGGCUUGUGCCAGCGCCUGGACAAGUUUGCUUCAGAAGCUGCUUGUCCAGCAUCCGCCGCGGUCUCAGCGACUUGCAAUUUGAAGCAGGCAGCACUUCUGCUGGAAAAGACGCCGAAGGCACUGCAGAAGGCGCAGAGGCUUGUCUCAGGAUGCGCCGCUGAUGGUCGGCUGUCCUCUAUGCUUCGGAUGAAGGAUGCCUCUCGGCUUUUCAAUGCGCUCGCGAAGUUGGCCCCGUCUUCGGACGCCGAUGCCUGGGAGGAUCUCGAGACGUUUUGCUCUGGGACUGUGGCGGCCGCGGAGCUAGACGGCAUGGCGACGAGGGUGACAGUCCGCGAUGAGCAUCUGGCGGCGAUAGGACUUGCAGCAUCAACACGAAGAUGUGCGAACCUGAUGGGCUCAGGCAGGAAGCGACUUCUGGAUGUCUUGGUCUUCAUGGAGCAGCUGCAGUCAACAGGACAUUUGAGUGGAUUUUUCAACGUGAUGACUGAGAACCGAUGUGAAAUGGACUUCUUCUCCCACUUCCACAAUGUCUUUUGCAUAUUCCCUGGGGAAAUGAAGCUUACCCCGGCCUUCAUGACCUCGGGACUCCUCCUGCACCCUCCCUACGGUCCGGCUGCUUGGUCUUGCAUCCUCCCCUCAAAGCAAAAGAAGCUCGAGGUGAGACUCGUUGAUCCCGUACGCUGGCACAGACCUUUGCGAAUGAGCCUCCGCCUGAAGCCAGUGGUACAAAAAUACAACUUCGCGGUUUGUCCCCAGCCGCUUUACCGGCUUGAAUCACAUCGAGACCUGCUGGAGGACUGGCUGGACUAUCACAAGAAAAUGGGCAUCGAGCACUGGACGAUUUACGAUCUCGAUGGCUCGGGUGCUGCAGCCUUGUCUCGCCGGGAAGACGUUGACUUUCAGCCAAAUCUUCCAAGCAUGUUGAAUUCCCCGCGGUUGGCUGAAGGCAACUGGUGGAAUCCAAUCUGCCUGGAGGCCAUUGCUUUAACGCAGUGCUUCUGGCGAUAUCGUGGGAGGGCAGCAAUGGUCUUCUCCCUGCACUCUUUUGACGAGUUUCUCGUGUCCGCAAGGCACAGGCAUGGCGGGUUCAGGCGAUGGAUGUCGGCGGCAGGACCAGACAACCUCACUACUGUAGUGCGGCUGCCAGCUGUAAACUACGGAGGAGCAGGUUCGUCUGAGGACUCUCCGCUGAUCCGACAGUUCCGGCGACACACUGGAAAACUGUAUUGGCACAUCGUUGGGGCCAACCCAGACCACGUGCUGUCCGUAAAUACCACCAACGCCUGGCCUGAGCCACCACGGAAGCAGAUGAACUUCUUCCAGCCGGACGUCUUGCGGGUAAACCAUUACAUCGAUGCCCUGGGCCCACGUGAUCGACGCAAGGAUCUCUUCGUCCACGAAGACCCAGAGAAAGUUCUCGACUGGGCGGCCGAGGAGCUGCAAGUGGCCAGAGAUCGCCGAGCCCGUCUCAGAGACCAGCGCCUCUUCUCUGUGGCUGGGCCUCUGCUGGCGACACUCCGAAGAGCCGGAGGGAUGGAGUCUCCCGAGGAAGAGCAGGCUCCAAACAUCUCCGCGCUGCUGGAUGCCUCUUUCCAGAGCCUUUCGCCUGCACUGCGGGUAGCCUUCCACCUGGCCGGAGCUGCAGAGGAGGGCCACGUGCGCAAGGUCUUGCGCGAUGGCUUCGUCAGCUGCGACCUCGACCAGGCGACGGCCCAGACGCUCUUCGAUGGCAUGGACGUCGCCCCAAGCGAUGGUGGGCUGUCGACCCAAGAGUGGGAGGAAG